Messenger RNA from Lobosporangium transversale, 956 nucleotides. RefSeq lists its product as hypothetical. Gene Ontology annotation, molecular function: glutathione transferase activity. The record is from RefSeq and is a predicted model, not a curated record. Lineage: Eukaryota; Fungi; Mortierellomycota; Mortierellomycetes; Mortierellales; Mortierellaceae. The transcript is spliced from 3 exons. Bases 26 to 844 code for a protein of 272 amino acids. Gene Ontology annotation, biological process: glutathione metabolic process.
AUUUUUUGAACCGUCAUAUCGCAUCAUGGUCGCUACAUAUCCACCCACAUGCAACAAUGCUGACACCUCAGCACAAGCUGUAGUGCUCGAUGCUUCUGACAGCACCUUUUCGCUGUUGUAUUUUGACAGUAUCGGGGUAUUGGGGCCAACCCGCAAUCUCUUGGCCCUUGGGAAGGCUCAAUGGACACAGCUUUACCCCCAAGAUUGGGAAAACAGUGACAAUCUGGACAAGCAUUCUACACCCUUUGAAGUCAUGCCCGUCCUCUAUGUCCAUUCUAAAGAUGGAAGCCAAACUGUAGCUAUAGCAGAGAGCAAGACCAUUGAGCUAUAUCUAGCCAAAAAGUUCAAUUGUCUGGGCAAAAACUCUUACGAAGAAGCAUUGAUCAGCGCCUUCACCUCGUCUACAGCCUCCCUUUUGGAUGAUUUCAUGUCGUCCGUUAUCAACCUCAAGGCUUCUCCUGAAGUCAAACAAGAGCAGGUCAACCACUUUUUAACUGUCAAGAUUCCAAACUGGGUCAGGAUCCAUGAACAGCACUUGAGAGCCAAUCAGUCAAACGGCCAUUAUGUUGGCGACACGAUUACAUUAGCCGACCUAAGAGCUGCCGCACUGAUCGAAGUUAUUCAGAGAUUCCCACAUGCUGCCCAGUGUAUCACCCCAGAAACAGCACCUGGUCUUCUCAAAGUUAAAGAGACUAUCAAUCAUCAUCCAAAGAUCAUAGAAUGGCGCAAUUCUGAGCUCUUUAAGAGCCUACGAUCGUCACGUUUGUCUCCUCAACAGCCCAAAGCCUCCGAAGUCAAGUUAAAUGACCGUGAAGGGAACAAAACUGGUGGGCUCGCAGCAUGAGCUUAAACGCUCAAUAUAUGCUGUAUUAAACCACUGCCACAAGAAAUAGCUAGCAUUUAAACAGCAAAGUAGGCAUAGAUCUAGAAAGCACCCAAGAAUGCGUAUAGUUCGC